Messenger RNA from Serendipita indica DSM 11827, 4083 nucleotides. The record is from the annotation of a GenBank genome assembly. NCBI's taxonomy places the organism in Eukaryota, Fungi, Basidiomycota, Agaricomycetes, Sebacinales, Serendipitaceae.
AUGUCCCUUCUCGUCGCCCAGCUCCCAAUGCACCUCGCCGCCGCAAACGUCGACAGCCCAGCGUGGCUCGAGGUCGACCGACUCCGAUCCCGACGCCGCCUCCUCACCAACCCAACAUCCUCGCGAGCUAUCAACGCCGAUCGCGAGCAGCGGCGCAAACGCCGCCAAUGGGAGCGCUGGACAAAGGCGAUGGAUGCUGCUCUCGAAUCACUCCGCAAGGAGACGCAAGCUAGUCUUGCAAAGACUACUACAUCACAUGUCACAUCCAAUGCUCCUCCUGCUCCAACAUGCGAGCCCCAGCUGCCGGCCAAGCUCUCGCUUUGCACCGAGAGCGUGGCUGCGCUUGCCGAGGAGACGAAGAGGACAGAGUCCUUUUCGUCGCGUUCGCCAACACUAUACAGCCCAUCACCGUCGCUACGCUCACGUCGCCCCGUUCUCAAGAUCAAGAUUGAUUACGUCUACGAAUUCAGCUUUGCACUCUCGUCCUCGAGGACGAUGAGACCAGAUAGCUCGAGCAGCGCCGGGUUCUCGCAGUGCGCAGAAUCAGACUCUUUCGAGUCGCUGGAGGUGUCGGAGCAUAUUGCUCGUGGACAACGAUUGCUCCAACGCAAAAGACCUGCAGAGCAGGCACAAAUACGGCGCAAGACGCUCUGGACGCAACAGACACCAGAUAUCGGCGAUUCUGGUGCUCAACAGGACAUGUCACAGUCCUUACCGCCUCCAGCAACCGUCAGCACGGAUAAGAACCGAGUCGGGGGGUUUCUACACGGCGUAAAAGCGACAUGGAUCCGCUUUAAGCAGAGCAGGAAUACUGGAUCAAGUCCUUCCAUGUUCGAUAGGGACUUUCAGCCCGGAGGAGGGGGCUCGACAGAAGCCUCGACGUCGGUCACGGGCCCUCCAGAAGAAGGGGCUCGUCGCCGCGAAGUUUACUAUGCUCUCCCAAUGAACAGAUCAGCUCAGUCAAGAGAAGGAGAAGAGAGCUAUGGGAGACACCGUUCACAACGGAGAAGAUUGGCCAAACCGCCUGGCAAGCAGAGCGAGACAACAGAGGAUCCAGAAGAAUUUGGUGACGUCGACGAGGUUGUUGUGGACAAUUCGUUUGAAAUUGGGGGCCCGCAAGAGUCAUUGACCGAGCCAAGUGCAGGACCAGGCGUGACUGAGCACCAGCCGACAAUGCAGCCGGGGCAAGGCAAAGCAAAGGGCGGCGCAUUUGGCUGGGAUCCAAAGGACAGGCAAAAUGGUCUCAAUCUCAGCUCUAGCCACACCCACUCGGCGCACGACACAAACUCGGUAACACACACUGGGAUCACGUCUGCAUACCUUCAAUCAUUUCUACGAACACUAAGAUAUGCUGGUAAAGUGGUCUAUGGCGUCUUCUUCCCCCAAUUCGACGACCAUCACCACGAGAAGCAGUUUGUCUCCCAGGAAUGGUAUCUAGGCAAGAUGCUCGCCUUGAUUGCCGCUUGCUUUUUGAUUGCCAACUGGGUACUUGCAUGCAUUUUCAUCCCUCGUCCAUUUAUUCUCUUCGACUACAUCUUCAACUUCGGGAUCGCUCCAGUCCUCACCCUCCCGUUGCCAAUACUUAUCGUUCUACGGUGGCCCAUUCGUCGUCCGGUCAUUUACCAAAUUUACCUCGUAUUCGCAGUCUGGUCUCAGGCGUGGUACAGUCUCCUCAGUCUCAUACUUUGUGGAUUUUACUCCAAACGGAGCUAUUUCAGCUGUGGACGCAAAGAUUUCUUGGGGAUUUUUUUCUAUGCCACAGGCUUCCCAUGCCUGGCACUAUUCGCCCUCGGCCAGAAGCGCUUCCCCGCUGCGCUCGCCGCAAGUGCCACCAUUAUAGUAAUGGGUGCUUGUGUAGUACCAUAUCGAGAGUCUUGGGUUAGGCUCGUUGUCAAUAUGAUUCUCUUCAAUGGAUUCAUUAUCUACGUUCAUUGGGCACGAGAAAUGUCGGACCGCGAUCGCUUUAUCAUGAGUCGACAAAUCAAGGAUGCAUAUUUGUAUCGGCAUCGACUCCAGAUGCGAGAGAAGCAAAUUCAGAACAGCAAGCAACGACUAACGGGCUAUAUCUUUCACGAAGUUCGGGUGCCUCUCAAUACCGCAAUGCUUGCAGUUCAGAACAUUGAAGCGUCAGGCACAGUUUCAAAGCCACUCGAGCUAGAGUUCAACGCGCUCAUGGGGAGUUUGACGGUCAUGUCCAAAGUGCUCAACGACGUUCUUGAUCUCAACCGCAUGGAUGCCGGCAAGUUUGAAUCUGUAAGCAAGCCAUACGCGUUUCACAAAGUGAUCGAGUCCCUGCUUGUACCAUUACGUUUGGCUGCGUCCGCCAAGGGCCUGCAAUUGAUAGAAAACCUGGAUCCCCGCAUUGACGAGUUUGUCCUCGGCUGUCUUAUCCGAGCCAAGAAGGCGAAAGGCGUCUAUGAUGAGUCGGAGGAGAUUGAGCCGCUCGUCGUCGGCGACGAAAUGCGUUGUCGACAAAUUUUCACCAAUUUCACAAGCAACGCCACCAAGUUUUGCCCACCUGGAGGCCGGAUUGAAGUAGUUACAAAGCUUUUAUGGCCAUCGCCUCCUGGCGUGGGUGCGGUCGCUCCAGUUGGGCCUGGAGAUUCAGACUGGUUCCCAUCGCUCUCUGAGAGAGUGAGCAGUAACGGUACAGUUGUUUCCGAAAAUGGUCACACCAACGGACAUGCCAAUCCGACAUCCACGCCUACUGUCCAAAAGCUCAACAGCAGCGCGAGAAUACCGAUCAUCUCUAGUCUCAAAGACAGGGACAAGCAGAAACCUCGUGAUUCAAUUGAUGAGAAGCAUAUGGAAGAGGAGAUUGCUGAAAAACCAUCUGUCGCUGUUCCAAUUGACCAGAUUGUCAUUCGAAUCGAGGUGAGGGACACUGGUACGGGUAUCAAGAAGAAGGAUAUUCGUGAUGCCAAGUUGUUCUCUCCCUAUGUUCAGACUGAGAUCGGUCGGCAUCAAGGCGGGAAGGGUACCGGGUUGGGUCUAGCACUUGUACGACGCAUUGUGAAACUGAGCGGUGGUCGCUUGGGAGUCAAGAGCAAGUAUCAACAGGGAAGUUGCUUCUGGGUCGAACUCCCACUCAAAGUUGGAACACAUGCGCUGAUGCAGUCAGAUUCUGGGAGUCGUGAUGUGAGCAUCCGCUCUCGCUCGAUACCGCCAACGCGAGCAAGAGAUUUCGCGCUUGAUCAAUCCUCCAUCAACACUGGCCCGACGGUCAAUGAUUCACUUCUUGGUCGACCAGCUGUCUACUCACCUCCAGCACCCCAUAUAUCUCAUCGGACCAUCAUGGAGCAACAGGGGCUGGUAGAGAUGACCCCAAGUCGACCAGAACUUCGAUAUCGGAAAGAGUCACCAUUAGGAGACGCUAUAAAGGGGACUUCUUCCGGAAACCUCGCAUCUAUCCCUUCUCACUAUUCCGAUCCUCAUGUUCUAUCCGUCGCCCAUAGCCUCGAACCUCCUCAACGUACCGAUACCUCUAGUAGCGCACCUGCUGCUAUAGAAGCCAACACCGCUUCCGCAGAAGCAUUUGAUAAUCAAGGAGCGGCAGAGCCUCGAACGCCCACACCGAAGCCUCUUGAAGUUCUGGUGGUCGAUGACGACGCUCUCACAAGACGGUUAAUGACCAGAUUGUUGACACGUCUGGGCUGUAUCGUCACGACAGCCGAGAACGGGGUCAAGGCUUUGGAGCUGCUUCUGGGUUCGAUGUUCACACCUAGCGAAGCGGCCACUCCAUCGACAUUGAUCCCCGGAACCCCUGGAGCAUCAAGCGGUGGAACUGACCAAAUCACCAACCAACCACGCUUCUACGACGUCGUCUUCUUGGACAAUCAAAUGCCGCAGAUGUCUGGUCUCGAAGCCAUCGCACGGUUACGGGCGGCAGGACGAGAGGACCUUGUUGUGGGUGUAACAGGCAACGCGCUAAUUCGUGAUCAGGACGAAUACCUCAAUGCAGGUGUCGAUCAUGUUCUCAUCAAGCCUGUUUUGGAGAAAAGUCUACGACAAAUGUUGUCGCUCGCCCAGCGACGACGGACAGCGGGUGUACUGGACGAAACAUUAGAAACUGGACCAGAGUAA